This is a messenger RNA of Propithecus coquereli (Coquerel's sifaka), 1963 nucleotides long. RefSeq names its product DnaJ (Hsp40) homolog, subfamily C, member 11 (gene DNAJC11). Lineage: Eukaryota; Metazoa; Chordata; Mammalia; Primates; Indriidae. The record is from RefSeq and is a predicted model, not a curated record. Gene Ontology annotation, biological process: cristae formation. The transcript is spliced from 16 exons. Bases 142 to 1821 code for a protein of 559 amino acids.
GCGCUCCUGCCGGGCGCGGGCAGCUCCGGGCCGCCAGGGGCCGCUGUGGCGCAGCCGGGCCGGCCCGCGCCGCCCGGCUGCGGAUCGCCGGGCCCUCUUGGGCACGGCCUUGCCGGUUAGGCGGGGUGAAAGGUUGCGAAGAUGGCGACGGCCUUGAGCGAGGAGGAGCUGGACAAUGAAGACUAUUACUCGUUGCUGAACGUGCGCAGGGAGGCCUCUUCUGAAGAGCUAAAAGCUGCCUACCGGAGGCUGUGUAUGCUUUACCAUCCGGACAAGCACAGAGACCCAGAGCUCAAAUCACAAGCGGAACGACUGUUUAACCUUGUCCACCAGGCUUAUGAAGUGCUUAGUGACCCCCAAACCAGGGCCAUCUAUGAUAUAUAUGGGAAGAGAGGACUGGAAAUGGAAGGAUGGGAGGUUGUGGAAAGGAGAAGAACCCCAGCUGAAAUUCGAGAGGAGUUUGAGCGGCUGCAGAGAGAGAGGGAAGAGAGGAGACUGCAGCAGAGAACCAAUCCCAAGGGAACGAUCAGCGUUGGAGUAGAUGCCACUGACCUCUUUGAUCGCUAUGAUGAGGAGUACGAAGAUGUAUCCGGAAGUGGCUUUCCACAGAUUGAAAUUAAUAAAAUGCACAUAUCCCAGUCCAUUGAGGCACCCUUGACAGCUACAGACACAGCCAUCCUCUCUGGAAGCCUCUCGACCCAGAACGGGAAUGGAGGGGGCUCCAUUAACUUUGCGCUCAGACGAGUCACUUCCGCAAAGGGAUGGGGAGAGUUGGAAUUUGGAGCUGGAGACCUACAGGGGCCUUUAUUUGGCCUCAAGCUGUUCCGCAAUCUCACACCAAGAUGCUUUGUGACGACAAACUGUGCUCUGCAGUUUUCAUCCCGUGGAAUCCGACCUGGCCUUACCACUGUCCUAGCUCGGAACCUGGACAAGAACACCGUGGGCUACCUGCAGUGGCGAUGGGGUAUCCAGUCAGCCAUGAACACGAGCAUCGUCCGGGACACUAAAACCAGCCACUUCACUGUGGCCCUGCAGCUGGGGAUCCCUCACUCCUUUGCACUGAUCAGCUAUCAGCACAAGUUCCAGGAUGACGAUCAGACUCGCGUGAAAGGAUCCCUCAAGGCAGGCUUCUUUGGGACCGUGGUGGAGUACGGAGCCGAGCGGAAGAUCUCCAGGCACAGCGUUCUGGGUGCAGCUGUCAGCGUUGGAGUCCCGCAAGGUGUUUCCCUCAAAGUCAAGUUAAACAGGGCCAGUCAGACGUACUUCUUCCCCGUCCAUCUGACGGAUCAACUUCUGCCCAGCGCCGUGUUCUAUGCCACCGUUGGGCCUCUCGUGAUCUACUUCGCUAUGCACCGUCUGAUCAUCAAACCGUACCUCAGGGCUCAAAGAGAGAAGGAACUGGAGAAGCAAAGGGAAAGUGCCGCUAGCGACAUUCUGCAGAAGAAGCAGGAGGCAGAAGCCGCUGUUCGGUUGAUGCAGGAAUCUGUCCGAAGGAUAAUCGAGGCAGAGGAGUCCAGAAUGGGGCUCAUCAUCGUGAACGCCUGGUACGGGAAGUUCGUCAACGACAAGAGCAAGAAAAGCGAGAAGGUGAAGGUGAUCGACGUGACUGUGCCCCUGCAGUGCCUGGUGAAGGACUCGAAGCUCAUCCUCACAGAGGCCUCCAAGGCUGGGCUGCCUGGGUUUUAUGACCCGUGUGUGGGUGAAGAGAAGAACCUGAAAGUGCUUUAUCAGUUCCGAGGUGUCCUGCAUCAGGUGAUGGUGCUGGACAGUGAGGCGCUUCGGAUACCAAAGCAGUCUCACAGGAUCGACACGGAUGGAUAAACUGCUUGAGAACCAGAUUUUUAAAAAGGCUGCAAAAAAUCUUGUCCUGGGAGUCUACAAAUUUGGAAGCAGGGAGAAAACCCAGACAUCAGAUGUUUUUAUUUUCUAUUAUUCCUAUAAAAGGGGAUACCGUAUCAAUUAU